UAUAUAAAACUGAUAUUUGUAUCUGAUACCCAAAACCUGUCUCAGAAAGCAAUCUUCUCCUCCUUACCUUAUCCCUCUCUUCGUCUCUGUAUCUCUCAUGUUCUCGUAAAAACCAGAACUUUGUGUUUCUGUAGGUACUUGUAGAGAUAGAGAGGGAGGUAAAAAAUGCAAGCAGUUCUACGGACAAAAGGGCUUCUCUCUCUACCUUCAAACCCCAAACCCAGGGGUUUCAACCCACCACCACAGGGGCUCAGCCAUAGAUUCAGUCCCUUAAAUCCCUUAAAACCCAAAAAUCUUUCUGGGUUUUCAUUAUCUCUCGAUGGUUGCCAAAAAUUCCAUGGCUUUGUCACCAAACCUCAUGUCAUUGGGCAAAAGAACAGGACUUUUCAUAUAUGCAAGGCUAAGGCUGCAGCAGCAGCUGAUGGACAGCCUGUAUUUGGAGAAAUUGAGUCACCCAAGUUCAUGGGCAUUGAAAUUACAACCCUCAAGAAGAUUAUACCACUUGGGUUGAUGUUCUUUUGUAUACUCUUCAAUUACACAAUUCUUAGAGACACCAAAGAUGUAUUGGUUGUUACAGCUAAAGGGUCAAGUGCUGAGAUUAUACCCUUCUUGAAAACUUGGGUCAAUUUGCCUAUGGCUAUUGGGUUUAUGCUGCUGUAUACAAAAUUGGCUAAUGUGUUGUCAAAGCAGGCUCUUUUCUAUACUGUUAUUGUACCCUUUAUUGGCUUUUUUGGGGCAUUUGGUUUUGUUUUGUAUCCUCUCAGCAAUUAUUUCCACCCCACGGCUCUUGCUGAUAAGCUUCUAGCCAUGCUUGGUCCUAGAUUCCUUGGCCCGCUUGCAAUCAUGAGGAUCUGGAGUUUCUGUUUGUUCUAUGUCAUGGCUGAGCUUUGGGGUAGCGUGGUUGUAUCAGUGCUAUUUUGGGGACUUGCUAAUCAGAUAACUACAGUUGAGGAAGCCAAAAGAUUCUAUCCUCUGUUUGGACUUGGAGCUAAUGUUGCCCUCAUUUUCUCUGGUCGUACUGUAAAGUACUUUUCUAAUAUGAGGAAAAAUUUGGGUCCUGGUGUUGAUGGUUGGGCCAUAUCCCUGAAAGCUAUGAUGAGCAUUGUGGUGCUUAUGGGGCUCACAAUAUGUGCUCUUUAUUGGUGGGUGAAUCAGAAUGCCCCUCUUCCAACUCGUAGUAAGAAGAAGAAGGAAAAACCAAAAAUGGGGACAAUGGAGAGCUUGAAAUUCUUGGUGUCUAAAAGAUACAUCAGGGAUCUUGCCACUUUGGUGGUAGCAUAUGGUAUUAGCAUCAACCUUGUUGAGGUUACAUGGAAAUCGAAGCUCAAAGCUCAGUUUCCAAGCCCAAAUGAGUACUCUUCCUUCAUGGGUGACUUCUCGACGGCUACUGGAAUAGCAACUUUCACAAUGAUGUUGCUAAGCCAAUGGAUUUUUGACAAAUAUGGGUGGGGAACGGCAGCCAAAAUUACACCCACAGUCCUACUGCUCACAGGAGUGGGUUUCUUCUCUCUAAUUUUGUUUGGUGAUCCGCUUGCACCUGUUCUCACAAAGUUUGGGAUGACUCCACUUUUAGCAGCUGUAUAUGUGGGUGCAAUGCAAAAUAUCUUCAGCAAGAGUGCCAAGUACAGUUUGUUUGAUCCUUGCAAGGAAAUGGCUUAUAUUCCUUUGGAUGAGGACACCAAGGUUAAAGGGAAGGCUGCUAUUGAUGUUGUCUGCAACCCGUUGGGGAAGUCUGGAGGCGCUUUAAUUCAGCAGUUUAUGAUCCUAACUUUUGGGUCACUCGCAAACUCAACUCCAUACCUUGGAGGUGUACUUCUUGUGAUUGUUCUUGCAUGGUUAGGGGCUGCCAGGUCUUUGGAUACCCAGUUCACUGCAUUGCGGCGAGAGGAAGAGAUUGAGAAGGAGAUGGAAAUAGCAGCUGUGAAAAUCCCAGUCGUGGCUGAAAACGAAAAUGGAAAUGGAUCACUUGUAGGUGGCUCAGCCCUGAAUCCAACUGGGGGUGAUUCAACCACCACUUCAUCCGAAACUUCAUCUCCUCGCAAUGCAUGAUGAAAAUGUUCCAUUACUCACAGAAAAAGGAGGAAUGAGCAAAAGAUUACUAGAAGGAUUUAUCAGGUGGUUUGUUGGUUUUAGGAUUGUACGAUCUAUAGAAAAAUUCCUGGUAGUAGGUUUUUUUUUCCUUUGAUUUACAAAAUAAUCAGAACCCAAGCAGUUUUUCUGUAUCAUUUGAUUGUCCCUGAUGAAUCAAGAUUAUUACUUUCAUUCAUUCUUCCUGAUAGAUUAAUCAGUAUCUUGAUUGUAUCAGCCAGUAAAGCAUUUUUAAAGCAUGUUUGGUUGUGAGAG
Molecule: messenger RNA, 2343 nt
Organism: Ilex paraguariensis (yerba mate)
Lineage: Eukaryota; Viridiplantae; Streptophyta; Magnoliopsida; Aquifoliales; Aquifoliaceae
Source: the annotation of a GenBank genome assembly